GUCAAGAACCAAAUCAUGAAAAUCAAAUCGAAAAACUAAAUAUAUCCUACACUGUAGUUAUCGAUCGUUUCCCUAAAAAAUAUAUUUACUGGCAAAAUGUACAACAAGAGAUUUUGCGAGAACAUUACAAAAAGACAUUUGAUACAAUUCUUGCAUGGAAUGAAGGUGUAGAAAGAUCUCAAGUUGAUUCUGAAAUACAAUCUGAUAUAGCAUGUGACGACGAUAAAGAUAAUCAAAUUAUGUCUCUUAGUGAGCUCCAAGAAGCACAUGAUCAAAAGCAUUAUGAUGAAGAUAUAGGAGAAAAGCCGAUAUUGUUCAAAACACUCUCGAAAGAUCUUAAUACAAUUCAGAAAGAGAUUUUACGCAAAGAAUACGAUCAACAAGUUAAAAUAUUUAACACAAAAAUGCAACAAAUACGUAAUGCCAUUCAAUUGGAUAGUUAUUUGUUAAAAGAAUCAGUUACUUCUACAGAUUUAUUGUUGAAUAAAGUUUCUUCUAAUAAAGCACCAUUAUUUAAUCAUUCCGGGUUUUUUUAUGAUAUGAAAGCAGAAAAUUUUGGCGCCGAGAAGGGUACACCGCCUGUAUGUCUUGUUUGUUAUAAAAGCACUCAUGUUAAAUCCGAUUGUCCUGAAUUGUCUCUCCCAAAGCUGAUUGAUUUGCCAUCAGUUAGUAAAAACUGGAUUAAUAUCAUUUCAAAUAUUUGUGGACGAGUUAUGGGUAUAUGUGUUGAUAUUCAUUUUAUAUUCUUCUUAAUUGUAUUUAUGUUUCCAGAUCAAUGUAAACUGAGCAAAGAAGAUAUUGAAAAGCGAGACGAAAUUUUAAACUAUUUACAAAAGGAAUUUGAAAAAUGCUAUCCGUUAUGUAGUGUUCAUGGAAGUGGAUCAGCUUAUAAUGGUUUUGGAUUUCGACAAAGUGAUCUGGAUGUUUGUGUUUUAUUAAAAGAUCAGACUGAAGAAUUGAAUAUUAUUAUUUUGGAAAAAUUAUUUCGAAUUAUUCAAUCAGAACCUCAAAAAUUCAGAGAUAUUGAAUUAGUACGUGAUGCUAGAGUUCCUAUUAUUCGAUGCAUAGACAAUCAAUUUAAUAUUGAAGUUGAUCUUAGUGUUAAUAAUGCUCUUGCGGUUGAAAAUACUCGACUAUUAAAAAUCUAUACAGAAGUUGAUUCUCGUGUGUCUCAAUUAGGAUAUAUGCUCAAACAUUUAGUUAAGAUAUGUGAUAUUGGCGAUGCGAGUAAAGGAACAUUAUCAAGCUAUGCAUAUAUCAAUAUGGUGAUACAUUUUCUUCAACAAAUUCAACCACCUGUUCUUCCGAUUCUUCAACAAUUAAACAACGAUCCAUCGAAUAAGAAUGAUAUGAUUCGUCAAUGUAUGGAGUCGAAUGUAUAUUUCUAUGAUAAUUUACCUAAACUAGGAGCAGUUUGGGUAAAUAAAAAUGGACCGAAUACAUUGACAGCAGGUGAAUUAUGGAUUGAAUUUUUACGUUAUUAUACCGAACAAUUCGAUUAUGAAAAAAAUGUUGUCACUAUUCGACAAUUUGAGCCAUUAGAGCGUUACAAGAAAGGAUGGUUUAACAAAACAAUUGCCAUCGAAGAUCCUUUUAAUUUAACGCAUAAUUUAGCGGAUAAAUUAUCUCAAAAGAACUGGACACUUAUUCGCCUUGUUUUUAUCCAAGCUCGACAACGAUUUGGUACAGAAUGCAAAGAUCGUGUUAUACAAGAUUCUGAUAUCGACUGGAUUCAGGAUUAUCUUUUCAAUCGAAACUUUUUACUUUUGGAAAAUCCAAGAAAAUUAGAUAAAGCUAAUAAACAAACAGCUGAACCGCUUCAAUCUCUGAUGGGAAUUCGUGUUGAUCCAAAAUAUUAUCAAUCCUAA
This is a messenger RNA of Adineta steineri, 1868 nucleotides long. Lineage: Eukaryota; Metazoa; Rotifera; Eurotatoria; Adinetida; Adinetidae. The record is from the annotation of a GenBank genome assembly.